AUGUCGUUGCUCCGUCAGAUGUUCGGCGGUAGCAAGAAGCGCUCGUCCAACAAGGAAAAUGACCCGAAGCGCGGCGACCUCAACCGCUCGAAUUUGCACGGCUUGGAGCGCAUCAGCGAGGAUUCGAUGCUUGAAGAUCACUCGAGGCGCCACAUGGAGCUGGCCCCUUCGAAUCCGUACAGCAUCGUGACAGCGCCAAGGACGACGCGAGGCCCACAAUCAUGCCCCGGCGGAGUUCAGCGCGAUUUCGAUCACAGAGCUCUUAGAAACACGCAACCCCGGCAUGAGUUGAACGCCUCGCUGCGGAUGGAUGUGCGGCGGCCAAAACAAGACAAGCGCCGCGUUCAGUACGACGACGAGCUCGACUGGGAAGAGGAAGAGGAGCCGCAGAGUUAUGUGGAUCAGCGAAUGGCCCAGAUGGAGCGCAAGCUGAACCAGUACAAACGUCGUGAUCGGCAUUUGCGCGAGGAGCUGGCCAACGUCAACGCCGAGCUGAGCGACCGCACGGAGCAGGAGGUCGAAUGGCGACGUACUGCCGCAUACUAUGAGCAGCGGUAUCUGGAGUCUCAGCGACAGCUAGGCACUGAACGCGCUAAACUGAAGCGCCUGACGAAGGAGCUGAAGAAGGCGAAUGACAGAGUGCACGAGCUAGAAGCCGAUUCCGGAAAUGACUCUGCGCAUCUUCUCCUCGCCUCCCGGCACUCGCAGCACAGCAUCCCGAAAAGCUACACCAGCGACAGCGGGGCCGGCGAGGCGUUGUGCAACAUCACCGCCGAACCGUUGUAUGAGAACGAGAAGCAGCCGUUGUCCCUCUACCGCCAGCACAACUUCAACACGGAGGAUUUUGACCGGGAGGGUGAUGAGGUGCGCAACUACCGCAACCGAAACGAUGGGCCGGGGCUCGAAUCGGCGCGGGCCGCCCACGAGCACGUGUCGCUCAGCCGCCAGACGACCGACACGAAGCUGUCCGGCGAGGGGGCGGUGCGGAUUCGCCGUGCCGCCUCUGAUACGGACAUCACGUCCGUCGACCGCGCCCACGCCAACAAGAGCCUUGUGGAGAGCAUGGCCCAGUGCUCAACGUCAGCAACACCGAAGCGCCGCAACCACAUGGACGAGCCGUUCAUUCCGAAUUACGACACGUCGUCGGCGAGCAGCGGCGACGAGCGCUGCGCCAUCAUCCAGCGCCAACUGCGCCGACGCGGCGAGUGUGUCCGCUACAACCCGCCUCGACAGCAGAUGAGCCAGCGUCAUUUCAAGCCAAAGUUCAGCAAGUACGAGCGCGACGCGUUGGCCGAGUUCAACUACCUGAUCGACAUGAGCACCGACGUCUCCGGCCUGCUCAGCAGCCCCGACGCCAAGAAA
Messenger RNA from Mesorhabditis spiculigera, 1362 nucleotides. NCBI's taxonomy places the organism in Eukaryota, Metazoa, Nematoda, Chromadorea, Rhabditida, Rhabditidae. The record is from the annotation of a GenBank genome assembly.